Molecule: messenger RNA, 7899 nt
Organism: Closterium sp. Naga37s-1
Lineage: Eukaryota; Viridiplantae; Streptophyta; Zygnematophyceae; Desmidiales; Closteriaceae
Source: the annotation of a GenBank genome assembly
AUGUCCUCCUGCUAUGCGCCUUUUUCUCCUCCCUCUUGCGGACUGCUGCUCGCCUUUCCUCGCGAAGAGCCUCGUCUCGCUCACACCAGCGCUCGCACCAGCGCUCGCACCAGCGCUCACACCGCCGCUCUCACCGGCGCUCUCACCGGCGCUCUCACCGGCGCCAUGGAGCACAGCAGCGGCGGCAGCAGCACGGGUACUACUGGCCUUGAGGCGUGCGGCCUCGACCGUUGCGUGUUUCUGGCAGUGGACGGCAGGGAGGACGGCAGUCAGAGCAGCAUUCUUGGCCGCGCCACACGUGUGGUGGAGCGAUGGCGUGGCGCCGAAUGGCAAGGGGGGGAGGAGGAGGCGGCGGGUGGCGUAGAGGAGGAGGCGGGGCAGGGGCGAAGGAACACGGUGGAGGUGGUUGCUUCUCUGUCGCUCCUCUCCUCCUUGUGCUCCGGUGUGUCGGAUGCGUCGAUUUCCAUGCGUUCCCUCGCAUCCAUUCUUCUCUGCCCUCCCUUGCCAUCACUUUCUUGUCGUCCCUCCGUAUGCCCACCUCUGCCUCUCUCCCCAUCCUUCUCCCCACCCCUCUCCCCAUCCCACUUCCCAUCCCUCCUCCCAUCCCACUCUCCACCCCUCUCCCCACCACUCGCUGUCCCCAUCCCUCCCCACGCCUUUCCCGACGUGGCAGGGAUGGGCCGGGGGUCUCCAGAGUGGCAGCAGCAACUGCAGCGAGUGCUGCCGCCCCACGCCCUGCAGGGCCUGCGCACAGCGCUGCUGCUCGUGCCCUCGCACGCCCAGCGCCUCGCCGCAGACAAGGCGUGGACGAGGGCGCAGCGGCAGCUGGCAGGGCAGCAGGGGAUGCAAGAAGGGAGGGGUGGGGGAAGACAGCAGCACCAGGGGGCAGCAGCGGGUGUGGUGGGCGUGCGGAUUGCCGUGGCAGGCCGUCCCAGUCCUUCCGGUGGCUGUGCUGGCGCCGACCUGGUGUUGCUCUCCGCGGUCUGCGCUCCCCCUGCUGCGUCCGCCUCCACACGCGCCCUUCCAGCCCUCUGGCCUCCCUCCAGGUCAAUCCGCGCUGCUCUCUCAACCCCUGCACGAAUCCUCAUCAUCUUGGGCCACGAGGGCACCCUCUCAUCCGAUAGUGCCACGUGGCGCCGUGUCAUUGGCCACACCAAGGCCCACAACAGGUUCUUUGAAGCGGAGCGAUUGGACGAGACACUGAGGAGGGCGGUGAGGGCGAGGCGGGCGGCUGUGGAGCAGAUGGCGCAGAUGCUGGGGGAGGCUACUGAAUUCGCGUCUGGGGGGGCUGUGGGAAGCGUCUCAGAAGGUUCCAUGCAGUGGCACGAUCUGCUGUGGACGGGUCUGUUUUCGCCUUCAUUUGGGGAGGCUUUGGAGCAGCAUGAGUCAGCAGAGGUGCUGCUGCUGCUGUGCCGCAUACUGCAGGGCCGGCAGGGCAGGCGAGGGGAGAGGGGCGGUAAGGCGCUGCAUCGCUGGCUGGAGGGAGGGGGUGGGGGGGCGGGGCGAGGGUGGGAGGAUGAGCGGUCACGGCAGCUUGGUGACAUCGUGCAUGUGGAUGUGGUCGGCGACCUUUGUGGUGAGGCUGUGGGCACUCGUGCCGGAGAGCCAGUGCAGGCCAUGGCUGCGCCGAAUAUCCGCCCACCUCGCCUGCUACUCGCCCGCCUACCUGCACUACUGCGCUCUGCACCAGUACACAUGCUCCUCACCUCGCCUGCGCGUCCCUGCUGCUGUUCAGCAACCCGGGAUACACUGGUGGCGCCCUCCCUCAGGUAUGGCUGGCUAGAUGACACCUUCCAGUUCAGCGCCCUUUUCUCCUUCCACUCCCACCUGCCAGCUCACUCACACCAUGUGUCCUCUCUGCUCCCUCUCUUUCACCUCCCAGAAGCCCCCACCGAGGGGGCAGGGGACGCAGGGGACGCAGUGACACCACCAAAGUUCAUAGCGCUGCAGCCCGCCAUGGCACUCGCGCUGCUGGCGCAGGGAUCAGGUGCGCUCAGCGGUGUGCUGAGCCAUGUCCCCUUUGAGGUCAACGCGGAAGAGCGCGCUGCUGUCACCUGCCCCUCCAGCCUCGUCCUACAUGGCCGCUCUGGCACGGGCAAGACAACAGUCAUACUUCACCGCGUGCUGCACCUGGACCGCCUCUUCCGCCUCUCUGCCCUCCCGCCCCACCUGCUCCUCGGACUGCCUUCUCCUGCCAACGCUUCAAUCACCGCGCAGGGUGACGGCGUGGGCGGUGAUGUGGGGGAUGGGAGCGGGGGCGGGUUGCGGCAGGUGGUGGUGACUCGGAGCCUGCAUCUGUGCGCGUCCAUUCAGACUGAGCUCGUGAAGGCUGCACGGGCGAUUGCAGCCUUGGAUGCUUUCCAAGCCGGCUCGCCCCCACCACUCCCCCAAGCGGGUCAACAUGCGCACGGAGCACAGGCAGCUGUUGCAACAGCCGGUCAAUGCGUGGGUAGCAGCAGCGGCACGGGCAGCAGCAGUGGCAGCGGCAGCAGCAGCGGUGGCAGGCUGUUAAUGCGGGAGGACCUGGAGAGCGCCCUUAUGGGGGGGUUGCCACCGUGCAUCGCCGCCAUUCCGCCCACCGCGUUCCCCCUCGCGCUCACCCUCUCCAAGCUGCUGCGCCUGCUCGACGCGUCCGUCUCGCGCCCCUUCCUGCACUCCACGCGGCGCCGCCGCCGGCAGGACGAGGCGAGGCAGCGCCUGGUGCUGGCCAUUGGCGUGAGUGGGCGGGGCGUGAGGCAGGCGUGGGAGGAGGGGAAGGUUGAGGGCGCGUGGAGUGGCCGCGUUGAGAAGGACCGGUGGGAGGCGAAGGGGGGCAGUGCGAAAGGGGGCAGUGCAAGGGGGGAAUGGAGGCGAGAAGGGGAGGGCUUGGGAGGAGGCGAGUGCAGCAGGAGUGGAAGAGGGCGGGAUGGCUGCGGAGGAUGGCGGGAGCAGCGGUUGAAGGGUGGAAAGGGGAAAGAAGCGGAGGAGGAAGGGGAGGAAGGGGAAGGGGAGGGGGAGGGGAAGGAAGACGUGGAGGUGGAUUAUGAGCGGUUCAGGCGGCACUACUGGGCGCAUCUGGACCAGCGAGCCACGAGCAGAGCCGUGAUGGAUGCGGCAUUCGUGUGGCGUGAGAUCAGCUCUCACAUCAAGGGCAGCCUGCAGGCGCUGCACUCGCCGCAGGGGCACGUGGGCGAGGAGGAGUACGUGGGGGGCAUGGUGGGCAGCAACGCGCGCACGAGUGGCAUGAAGGGGAGCGACCGGCAGGCUGUGUAUGAUGUAUUCCGGGCGUAUGAGAGGAGGAAGAGGCGGCAGGGCGAGCAUGACUGCGCGGACCUAGUGGGGUAUCUGCACCGUGAGGUGCGGCGCAUGCGGGCGAGCAACGAGCCGUGGUGGGCUGUGGAGGAUGCCGUUGCCAGUCACAAUGGUGCCAGUCAGCGCACCACUGUUGGAUGCACCACCAUUGGUAGUGUGCAGUCACAGCCGUCGCAUACAUCACAGCCCAGUGGGUGCGUGGGUGCUGUGUUCGACUGUGUGGCAGUAGACGAGGUGCAGGACCUCACUCAGGCGCAGCUCGCGCUGCUGCCGCUCCUCUGCUCCAACGUUGCUUCUGGCUUUGUGCUUGCGGGCGACACCGCUCAGUCCAUCGCGCAUGGCGUAGACUUCCGCUUUGAAGACCUCGCCCGGGUGGUUUAUAGCGAGUUUCUCAAUAAAGGGGAUGAGUGUGGCAGGGGUGGGGGGGAAAGAGGGGAUUUAAAGGCGGGGAAGGGUGGCCAGCAAAGCUGGGAGAGGGGAGAAUCGCGGAAGGAGAGGAGCAGAAAGGGCCAGAGUAAGAUCAGCAAUCCUAGCAGCAGCGGCAGCAAUGCAGCGUCUCACCAGUUUGUGAAAUCUCUCCCCACGUUUCAGCUGGUGCGGAACUACCGCACUCACAACGGAGUGCUGCGCCUCGCAAACAGCGUCGUGCAGCUGCUGAAGAGCUUCUUCCCGCUGUCAAUAGACCGCCUGCACGAGGAGCUAAGUACGGUGGAGGGGUGUAAGCCGGUGCUGGCAGCAGUUUCCUCCACAUGGAAGGACCAUCUCGCGCACGGCAUGCCUCUCAGCGCCACUCAGGUGGGCAGCGCCACUCAGGUGGGCAGCGCCACUCAGGUGGGCCGAGCCACUCAGGCCAUCAUAGUGCGCAGCGUGGAGGAGAAGAGCGCCUUGGCUGGCCACUUCAGUGUGAAGCCGGUUGUCCUCACCGUGGAGGAAUGCAAGGGCCUCGAGUUUGAGGACGUGUUACUUUUCAACUUCUUCACCUCCUCGCACUCCACGGCCCCCUGGCAUCUCGUCUACACCUACAUGCGCAGCACUGGCCUAUCACCGCGCUUUGGCGCCGGCCUGCCUUGUGGCUGCGGCACCAAGGGCCAUAGCAGCUGCAGUCUCUGCACUCUUGAUGAUCUCAGGCACUGGUCACUGUGCUCCGAGCUAAAACAGCUGUACGUGGCAGUAACGAGGGCCAAGCAGAGGCUGUGGGUGCUGGAGGAGAGGCAGGCAGGCGAGCGCACGCCUAUGGGAGACCUGUGGGCGGCAAUGGGCAUCGUGGCAGUGAAGGACGAGAGGGAGGUGUGCCCGGAGUCUGUGAAGCGUGUCUCCAGUGAGAACGACUGGAAGGCGCUUGGCUUUACUCAGUUCUUUCAAAGAGGCGAUUACGAGGCAGCUCGGGCGAGCUUUGAGCGGGCGGGGGACACGGGCAACGCUCGCUUCGCUGAAGCCACCAUGUUCUAUGAGGCGGGCAUGGGGCGCACAGCACAGUCAUCUGCAGCCGCCAUUGCUGUAUCAACCUCCUCUGCCUCGUCAGCCUCAUCUGCGCUGCCCCCAGUGCUCCCGGACCCCUCUCUGCUGUCCUGCACCAAUCUGCUCCUGGCUGCGGCUCGUUGCUUUGAGGGCAUCAAGAGGGGCUUGGAGGCAGGCCGUGCGUAUGCCAAGGCUGGGUGCUAUGAGGAAGCAGCACGUGCCUUUCUCACGCUGUGCCAACCUCCUGACCACGCCAACGCUGCACGGUGCUUCGAGAAGCUAGGCAGGUUCGCCGAAGCAUCUGAUUGCUACAACGCCUUGGGCGACAGACCCAGUGCCCUCGAUGCGUGCCUACGUGGCAGCAUCUUCGCCAAGGGCCUCUCACUGCUCGACAGCUGGCAGGCAGUGGCGUCUCACCAGGCCACGUCAGCACCGGCAUCUCACGGGGCAAGUGAGUCCAGCUCAGCAUCUGCGGGACCAAGGAGUGGAGAUUUGUCUCGCCUGAGGCAUUGGUACGUGAAGGAAUGUGCAAGGAGGCUGGGAGAGCGAGGCAGUUACGGUGAGAUGAUGGUGUAUGUGCACCUGCUGCCGGGAUUGCACGCCAAGCGCGCGUUCCUGGAGGGCGAGAGGCACCUGAGGGAGCUGGCAGGUCUAGAGGAGCAGGAGGGCGAGGUGAGGCGGGUGCCGGGUAUACUGCUGAGAGCGGGGAUGCUGCUGGAGGCAUGCACUCACUUGUGGAACAGGGGUUGGCCAGGGCGGGCCUUGGUGGCCUUUGUGCGGCACCUGCAGUGGCGGGUGAAUGCGGCGGGGCUAGGGGCGUGGAGGGUGGGAAUGAAGAGGGAGGCGGGGGGCAGCAGCGAGGGGCAGGGGAGGGGCGUGGCGCUGAGCAGAGAGGAGGUGGCGAUGGCUCGGCGGCUGCGGGUAAUUGAGACGGAGAGUUUGGAGUUUGCAGACAGGAUGGAGUGCGAGGGGAGUGAUCUGGCAUGGGCCAAGGUGGAGAUGAGCGUGCUGCUGUUCGUGCUUGAGCUUCAUUCUGAUGCUGCUGAUGCUGCUCAUAAUGCUGAUGGUUCUGAUGGUGCCGCUGCUGCUUCUGCUGAUGGUGAGAUCACUUGCAAAGCGGGUUGUUUGGAUCGGCAUGUGUCAGAAGCUACAGAGCUCGGGGCGGGGAGUGCUGCUGUGUGUGCAACGUGUGUGGAGCUGUGCCGAGCGAAGAAUGCAGAAAGGGAAGCUCGAGUGUCGCAAGCGUGGAUGAUCGUAAACAGGAAGCGGGUGCUUCCAGCAGGGCGCAUGGAGAUAGGCCCACAGAGGGCUUCUGCGAGCAGUGGAGAGAGCAGGUUCAGGAGCAUGGAGGGGCAGAGGGUGGUGAAGGAGUUGAGUGAGGCGGAGUUGAGAGAGGUGGAGGAGCUUUGGGAGGGGGGUGAUGUUCUGCGGAAGGGCUCAGAGCAGGUGUGGCGAGAGAGGCGGGCAGAGAGCAGCGGCAUGGAGCAGAGGGACAGCACGGGUGGUGGACAGGGGGGGCGUGUGCAGUGGAAGGGGGUGGAGCAGCUGCGAGCAGAGCUGAUGCUCGCAUACACUGGGCUGCAGGAGUCUCUGCGCUUGCUGCAGUGGGGGCAGCGCUGCCUGUUGCACUACCUGGAGGAGCAUAUUUCAGCUGAGCCCCACAGCAAUUGCACCGGCCCCGCACCUGCUGCUCACGCAUCUCAGCCUGCUGCCAACCCGACAGCAGCAGCUACAGCAUCAACGGAUGCAUUAGCCAGUCAUGGUAUCGACGACAUGGGGUUGGCAUGGGCACGAGGGGAGAAGGCAGAGAGGCUGUCCACAACAGGGCGGAGCGGGAAGAUGGAGGGGAAGGAAGCUGUGAAGGCGGUGAAAGGGGUGUGGGAGAAGGAGUUUGAGAAGCGAGUGGCGGAUACGAAGCGAGUGGUGUUUGAUGGGGUUGCACUGUGCUCCUCUGCACUCAUAAGCUGCUCUGUCAAGGUCGCUAUGGUCACAUGCCAACAUCAUGUGUCCACUGCUUCCGAACCAUCGCUCCCUCUGCAUCAGACACCGUUCCCAUGCCCCCCACUGCUCACCUCCCUUCGCACCCUCUUUCUCCUCUCUGAACCCUUCCUCUUGCUACUCCCUGUCACCACACUUUCCUGCUCACGCUCUGCCUUCUUCCAGCCCUGUUCUCUCACUCCCACUCACAACCUCCUCACCUCCCUCCUCCUCCACCCCAGCCCUUCCUCCACGCACUCUCGGCCCCAUGCCCGUCUCCACCUCACGCUCCUUCAUCUCAAGGCUGCCCUUGCAGCCCUGCUGCUGCUGCCAGACAAUCGGCUGGAGAAUCGCAAGUCAAGGGAGAAACGAGCUGCCAGUGCUGAGGAGGGGAGUGGCGGAGCUGGAGGGGCGGGGAGAAGUGGAGGCAGGGGCGGGUGUGGUGGGAGCUGUGGUGAGGGUGAAGGCAAAGCGGGCGUGGGACGCGAGAAUGGAGUGGGUGUAGCCUGGACCACGCAUGGGGCAGCCGUGGGGAACACAGCAGGGCAGCGUUUGGUUCGUGGAGUGCCGCAUGGCGCAUGUAUGGAGGAGACUGCUGGGCUUUCAGAGAAAGAGGUGUGGGGCAUCACACAGCUCCUGCUUGUGUCUACAGUCAACGCCUUUCCUGAUCCUCGCAACCACCUACACUGCAAGGAACAGUUUGGCAGCUUGAAGGGAAACCCGCUCAUGGCAACCUCUCUCAACAGUUUCUUUGAAUCACUUAACACGCGAGCACUGCUGUACCAGCAAGCCUCCAACAUGUGGAAUGUGCAUGGAGAUGUUGGACGGCGGGUUCCUGCCAUCUGCCUUGCGUCAUUGCUGCCUCCACCUCCUCCGCUUGCUCCUCCUUAUCCUCCUCUUGCUGCUCCCUUCUAUGCUGCCCCCCCAAACCUCCUCCCUGAUCCUCCAUCUGCGAUCUUCAACCUCAUGCCAGCUUUUGCAAUUCACCUCGCUCGGCUCCUCUCUCUGCUGCUCCCUGUCUUACUUGCUCGUGCAACGGAAAGGGAGGGUGAAUACAUUGGGCCGGCCAGGUUGGAGCUCGUGCGUGCGCUAGAGGCAAUGGGCAUUGACAUGGUUUGCCACUCACUCUCACAUUAUGAGAGCCAUUGCUGCACGUGGAGAAUGGGUGGAUAA